UUGCUUUUUUGUUUUUGUUUUGUACAUAUUAUAAUAUUGACUGAAAAAUUUACUUCUUUCACUCUACAAGGCUACAAUCUAUUUCCUUCUUUUUCCUAAUCUCUGUUUCUACCUCUGCAACCAAAAGAAAAAACAACAUGGCUGCCGCCUUGGUUGGAGGAGCAUUUCUGUCCGCCACCCUUCAAGUGCUGUUUGACCGUUUGGCUUCUCGCGAGUUCGUCAACUUUUUCCGUGCUCAAAAGCUUGAUGAUAAACUCCUCAGGAAGCUCAAGUCAACAUUGCGGGGACUUAAUGUUCUGCUCGAUGAUGCAGAGGACAAGCAGAUCACUAACCUUGCUGUGAAAGACUGGAUGGAUGAACUUAAAGUUGCUGUGUAUCAUGCAGAUGAUUUACUCGAUGAGAUUGCUACCGAGGCUUUGCGAUGCAAGUCUGAAGCCAAGUACCAUAGCGGGUCAGACCAGGUACGAAGUCCCACCUUGAUUUCUUCUUCUAGUUCAUUUGAUGCAGAUAUAGUGUCCAAGAUAGAGGAGAUCAUUGAUAGAUUAGAAUGUUUUCCCAAAGAAAAAGAUGUCCUCGGUUUGAGAGAAGUUGCUGGGCAAAAAUUGUAUCACGGAUUGCCAACAACUUCUUUGGUUGAUGAAUCUGGUGUUUUUGGAAGGGAUAAUGACAAGGAGGAUGUAAUUAAGUUGCUGCUCUCAGAUGAGGCAAGUGGUGGUAAUCAGAAGAUAGAUGUGAUUGCGAUAGUGGGGAUGGGUGGGGUUGGCAAGACCACCCUUGCUCAAUUUUUAUACAAUGAUGGCAGAGUGGAUGAUCACUUUGAUAUGAAAGCAUGGGUUUGUGUCUCUGAUGAAUUCGAUGUUGUAAGGGUUACAAGAACAAUUCUUAAGGCAGUCAUUCCGCAGGGUUCUGACACAAUGGACCUAAGUAAAAAGGACCUUAAUGAGCUUCAAGUCAAGCUCAAGGAAUGCUUGAGUGGGAAGAAAUUUCUUAUGGUUCUGGACGAUGUUUGGAAUGAGAACUAUGUUAACUGGGAUAGCUUAAGGAGUCCUUUUGAGUAUGGAGGACAUGGGAGCAGGGUCAUUGUUACAACGCGCAAUGAGAGCGUUUCAUCUAUUAUGCAAACAGUUCCUAUUCAUCGUUUGCAGCAAUUAUCGGAUGAAGAUUGCUGGAAAUUGUUUGCCAAACAUGCAUUUGAGAAGCGAGAUUGUGGUGCACAUCCAAACCUCGAAAGGAUUGGUAAAGAGGUUGUGAAAAAGUGUAAAGGUCUGCCUCUAGCAGCAAAAACAUUAGCCGGUCUUUUGCGCUCUAAACGGGAUGUUGAAGAUUGGAAUAAUAUAUUGAAAAGUGGAAUAUGGGAUUUGCCAAAGCAGAAGAGCAAUAUUCUUCCAGCCUUAAAAUUGAGCUAUCAUUACCUCCCUUCGCAUUUAAAGAGAUGCUUUGCUUAUUGUUCUAUAUUUCCUAAAGAUCAUGAAUUUGAAAUGGAGAGAUUAGUCCUAAUGUGGAUGGCUGAAGGUUUUGUUGAGCAACCCAGAAGUAAAAAAACGAGGGAAGAGGUAGGUUAUGAGUGCUUCAAUGAAUUGCAAUCAAGGUCAUUUUUUCAACGAUCAAAUGCCAAUAAAUAUUGUUUUGUCAUGCAUGAUCUUGUUAAUGAUUUAGCUCAAGCCGUGUCUAGGGAUUUCUGUUAUAUGUUGGGCGACAACACACAUCAUAUAUCUGAAAGGGUACAUCAUUUCUCAUGUGUUAGAGGCAAAUUUGAUGGCUUUGAAAAAUACAAGCUAAUUAAUGAUGCCAAGUUUUUAAGGACUUUUCUAACACUAGGCUAUUCUUAUUCGUGGUUGAGCAAAAAGGUUUUGGAUGAUAUUUUACCAAAACUAACAUGCUUACGGUUGUUGUCUUUGUCACGUUAUAAGAUUAUGGAAUUGCCUCAUUCAAUUGGAAAUUUACUACAUCUACGGUAUUUGGAUCUUUCUUACACGAAAAUCAAACAAUUGCCUGAAUCAGUUUGUACCAUGUAUAAUUUAGAAACAUUACUGCUAUAUAAUUGUCGUCAGCUAAUUACCUUGCCUGUAAAUCUUCAAAAACUAAUUCAGUUGCGCCAUCUUGAUCUUACCGGAACUAAUUUACAGGAAAUGCCAAUGCAAAUGAGUCAAUUAAAAGACCUCCAACUUUUAACUGCCUUUGUGGUGGGCAAGUCCAAGGGGUUAGGUAUUGAAGAGUUGAAGGAGUUUCAUCAUCUUCAAAGGAGGCUCUCCAUUUCAAGUUUGCAAAAUGUAACUAAUGGCAUGGGUGCAAUGGAGGCAAAAUUGGAGGAGAAAAUGUACCUUGAAGAACUGGUACUCGAAUGGAGUAGCAGUACCAAUGAUUCACAGAAUGAGAGAGAUGUUCUCGACAAGCUAAAACCUCAUACAAACUUGAAACGCCUUGAGAUUAAAAACUUUGGUGGCACAAGAUUUCCAGAUUGGUUGGGAGAUAAAUCAUUUUGUAAUAUAGUGCAUAUGUCUCUUGACAAUUGUGAGUAUUGUUUUUCCUUGCCACCAUUUGGUCAGUUGCCCUCUUUGAAAGACCUUGAAAUUUCAAGGAUGCAAGGAAUAACAAAGGUAGGCCAUGAAUUCUAUGGAGAUAGUUCUUUAAGAAAACCAUUUCAAUCUCUAGAGACUCUUAUAUUUGAAGAAAUGUUGGAGUGGGUGGACUGGUAUAUAUUAGAAUCUGGAGAGUUCUCUAAGCUUAAAGAGCUUCAUGUAAUCAAAUGUCCAAAGCUGAUUGGAGGCUUACCCAAACACAUUCCAUCUUGUGUGAGACUUGAGAUUCAGAAAUGCUCAAGACUUAUGGCCCAACUUUCGAACAGUUGUGGUGCAGGCACAAGUGAAUUAGUAUUGAAUAGAUGUGAUGGGGUAGAAUUGGGGUGUCGAGGUUUGUCUUCCCUUACAAAAUUGAAGAUAUCAGGUAUGCCUAAUUUAAAGGAAUUGACACCCGAGCUGUGCACUUUAACAAAUCUGAAGGAGUUCAGGAUAGAUAGUUGUCCAAGCCUAUUGUCAUUCCCAGAUACAGGGUUGCCACCCAUGCUUACACACCUUUCAAUCUGCCAUUGUAAAGUUCUACAUUCUUUGCUGCCCAGAUCCGAGGAUAUGGAGAACUGCUACAAAUCCCUUGAAACUUUGUCCUUAUCACGCUGUGAUGCUCUCAAACCGAUGUGGCUUGGAUUCUUUCCAAAGCUUCGAUCCCUAGGAAUCCGGUUUUGUACGAAUUUCAACAGUAUUACAGAUCUAAACAUGCUUGGGCUCCAAAAUUUGGCAUCUCUCGAGUCACUUUUCUUAAGUGGGUUCUCUAAUCUGAUAUCUUUUCCCCAAGGAGGACUACCCGGACUCAAGCUGACUAACUUUAGGAUCCGGCAAUGUAAGAAGCUCGAGUCGCUACCUGAAGGAAUGCAUGCCCUCUUCCCAUCUCUUCAAUCACUAGAAUUAGUUGGUUGUCGAGAAAUUAAGUCUUUUCCAGAAGGUGGGCUUCCCUCCAGCUUACGUUCACUUGAAAUCCAAAAUUGCAGCAAACUUACUGUUCGCCGAAGAGAAUGGGAUUUGCAAAGGCUCCCUUCUCUUAGACACUUCAGAUUAGUAGGUGGAGAUGGGGUGGAGUCCUUUCCGGAGGAGGGGUUGUUGCCCGCGACUCUUAUGUCACUCCGCAUUGAUUAUCUACCAAAUCUGAAAUCGUUGAACAACAGGGGCCUUCAACUCCUUGGCUCUCUCAAAUACAUAAAGAUUCUGGGAUGCCCUCAGCUCCAAUCCUUGGUCGAAGAGGGGCUUCCCACCUCUCUCUUUAUGCUGGAAUUCUUUGGCUGUCCAAUGCUAAAACCUCGCUACCUCAAGGGGGAAGGACAGGACUGGCAUAAGAUUGCCUGUGUCCCUGUUAUACACAUGGAUGGUGAAGUGAUCUUUGACCAACUCACUCUUCGUCCAGCAAUGGAUUCUCAACCUGGUACACUGAUGUGCCGAUCGGAGAUCAUUCGGGAAUGUGUAAGAUGUUGAUGAUCUUUUACCAUGAUGUUGAAGUAAAUGUGUAACCCUCUCAGCUUCAACUUUCAACUUUUACUGGUAACUUUUUACAUUAGUUUGCUGGUCUUAUAGAGUUCUUUUACUGCUAAAAUUGGGAGUGAAGCACUCAGAAGUGUUUUUGACAUUCCAUGAUUUUGAAUUAAAACAGUUCUGAUGAUGCAAUUUGGAGGAAUCGAAGUUGGAUAAAAAAGAUUGAGGGAAAGCUCUAUCAUAUAGAGUUCUGCUUUUUAACUUAGAAUAAGACCAAUCCAAUUUUUGAGUCUUGGAGUAAAACAUAUUAUGUGGAGAUUCUUCUUCUUCUUCUUCUUCUUCUUCUUCUUCUUUUCGCUCCAGCUAUUGGAUUGUUGAACAUAUUUGAAUGUCAAUGUUCUACAUUAGAAACAUGUUUUUAUGUGACUCAGUUAUGUUCUUGUCAUAAUCUGCUAAAAAUUUGUGUUAUGUAAUGCCCCUUUUUCAGGAAAAUGUGUACUUGUUGGUUCCUUUUCUAAGAAAGAAUGUACUUCUUUUUCAUUUAAUAUUUUGCCUUUCCAUAUGGAUGACCAUAUUACAAAUACAGGAAUUUGUGUUAUUAUUCUUUCUAGUUUUACUGGCACUUUGUGCAUUAGUUUGCUAGUCUUAUAGAGUCAACACAUUCAUCAAUUUUUUAUCGCUUGCACUCAAGAUGCUUUAACAUUACAUGCUUGUGAAUUAAAACAGUUUUGAAUAUGUGACAGAAAAGAAAUAAAGUUAGAUAGCAUAAAUCAGAGGUAAUGCUUUCUUUUUUGGAUUGCCACUUCUCAAGUUCUGUGACAAUUUCCAUAGAGUUCGGCUUAUAGCUUAGAAGAAGGUCAAUCCAAUCUCUGUGACCUGGAGUCAAUUCACUUUUUAAUCUGUUAAAAUCUUGUUACCUCAGUAUUGAAUUAGUUAUUUAACAAAAUACAUAAGGGCCAGGACUUAAUUAAUGCAUUAAUUGUGAAAGGGCAAUAUCAUCCCUCAAUGUCAAAAGUAUUUUUUUGAGAAAAUUACUAAUUAGGGGUAAUUUGAGAAAGUAAUUACAUAUUUAUUAUA
Molecule: messenger RNA, 5093 nt
Organism: Camellia sinensis
Lineage: Eukaryota; Viridiplantae; Streptophyta; Magnoliopsida; Ericales; Theaceae
Source: RefSeq, a predicted model, not a curated record